Messenger RNA from Anastrepha obliqua, 3940 nucleotides. RefSeq names its product spastin (gene spas). The record is from RefSeq and is a predicted model, not a curated record. Gene Ontology annotation, cellular component: microtubule cytoskeleton. The coding region runs from base 244 to 2685 and encodes 813 amino acids. Gene Ontology annotation, molecular function: microtubule severing ATPase activity; ATP hydrolysis activity; ATP binding. The transcript is spliced from 6 exons. NCBI's taxonomy places the organism in Eukaryota, Metazoa, Arthropoda, Insecta, Diptera, Tephritidae.
ACAAGGGAUGAAACAAAUAAAUUUACUUAGGUGUCAUCUGUGUUAAAAAAGAGAAUUUCUAGAUGGUAUGUAAUAAAACAGCGUGUAAUACAGCAAUAUAUUUGUAUUGCAUUUGGUUAUAAAAAAUUGUGAUUUUGGUGCUGAUAGCUUAAAUUAGUUUUAUUAAAAAUAUAUAGUUUUAUAUAAGAGAAACCUUGAAGGGGUAGACUGUGCAAUAGACGCGCAGAGAGCAUAAACACUUCGAUGGUGCGUAAUAAAACGCAAUCGACUUCAUCGUCCUCCUCAGGCAAUGCCAGUGGCAGUGCAAGCAAUAGCAGCAGUAGCACCAAGUCUCCUAUCCGUCAGAACAGUACCAAUAGUAACAAUAUAAACAGUGGCGCGCGUACACACCGCAAAUCAUCUAGUACUUGCAGUGUUGCAUUAGCCGACGAUUCAAAACCAACAUCGUCAUCCAACCGGCGCUCUCCACCACAAGCUAACACCAAUACUUCGCACACCGACGAGGAAACGGACGGGGAGUAUGACAGAACCCCCACUGGCGGCGCCCCAUCGAUCAGUUCUGUGCACAAGCAAAAUCUUUAUAUCGUUUCAUUUCCCAUAAUUUUCCUCUUCAAUAUUUUGCGUUCGUUGAUUUAUCAAUUGUUUUGCAUAUUUCGAUACGUAUACGGAGCCAGCACAAAGGUGAUCUAUAGGCCACAUAAACGAGAGUGCAACAUUGAGAUUGUUGUCGGCUCAAAUAAAUCAUUUCAAAAUUCGCAAAACGAGAAUUCUCUAGCAAACGAAAUUGAUAAAAAUCAAAUCGUACAAUAUCAUUCGCGUAAUUCUGCGUUAGCUACUUACCCGCUUGUCGGUGGAGUUGGAAAUAUUACUGCUGCUGGAGGUCAACAGCGGUUUCGUACUACACAACAACUUGAAAUGUCGGGAAGAGGAAAUGCAUCCAGUUCACCAGGUCCUGGGGAUCCUUUGUUGGCAAAACAGAAACAUCACCACCGCAGAGCAUUUGAGUAUAUUUCAAAGGCUCUAAAAAUUGAUGAAGAGAAUGAAGGCCACAAAGAACUCGCAAUUGAGCUUUAUCGUAAAGGCAUCAAGGAAUUGGAAGAUGGAAUUGCAGUUGAUUGCUGGAGUGGACGUGGUGAUGUAUGGGAGCGAGCACAACGUCUUCACGACAAAAUGCAAACAAAUCUUUCAAUGGCACGCGAUCGGCUACACUUUUUAGAGUUACGCGAAGCAGAACUCAAUUUCCAUACCUUAAAACUUAGAGACACCGCAGCGCAGCAAUCUGACAAUAUAUCACACAAAAAUAAAAUUUUGGUGGUGCCACCUAUGGUUGUAAAUGGCACCGGUUAUAGUAAUUCCGCAACCACUUGUCCAUCCUCAGCAAGAACUAAUUCACGGUUACCUUCCUCUAGUUAUAAAAGUAUUCUCAAAUCCAAUAGACAAUUAAAUUCGGAUAGUUCUAAGCCCAGUACCUGUAGUUCCAGCACUUUGGCAGCUAGAUCAUCUUUGGCAGCCUCGGGCCGCAAAUUGACAGUGAGCUCAAAACGCCCUGGAAAUCUAGCCGUUAUUAAUAAGUCUCAAACCUUACCGAGAAACUUGGGUUCGAAGAAUGCGAGUAGUGCCGCAAUGCAGAGACAACCAGUUAAAACUGCGGCUACUCCACCGGCAGUACGCAGGCAAUUUUCCUCUGGCAGAAAUACACCACCGCAACGUGCACGUACACCUAUUAAUUCAAGUUCCAAUUAUGGUGGUCAAAGUGGCGCUACCGCACCUGCUGUAACUGUUAAAGGAGUAGAACAAAAAUUGGUCCAAAUAAUUUUGGAUGAAAUAGUGGAGGGAGGCGCCAAAGUGGAAUGGUCUGAUAUAGCUGGGCAGGAAGUGGCUAAACAAGCCUUGCAAGAAAUGGUUAUUCUGCCCUCGGUGCGUCCUGAGCUUUUCACAGGACUACGUGCACCUGCUAAAGGUUUGCUCUUAUUUGGACCGCCAGGCAAUGGUAAAACGCUGUUGGCACGCGCUGUCGCAACAGAAUGUAGUGCGACAUUUUUAAAUAUUUCCGCAGCCUCUCUCACCAGCAAAUAUGUAGGAGAUGGUGAAAAACUUGUGCGUGCACUAUUCGCUGUAGCACGUGAAAUGCAACCAUCUAUUAUCUUCAUAGAUGAAGUUGAUUCGCUACUAUCAGAACGUAGUAGUAACGAACAUGAAGCCUCACGACGACUUAAAACCGAAUUCUUAGUUGAAUUCGAUGGGCUGCCGGGAAAUCCGGAGGGUGAUCGUAUUGUCGUUUUGGCUGCCACAAAUAGGCCGCAAGAACUCGAUGAGGCAGCCUUGCGACGCUUUACUAAGCGUGUUUAUGUCUCACUGCCCGACUUGGAAACACGCGAGCUAUUGUUAAGUCGAUUACUGGAAAAACAAGGUAGUCCACUUGGAACAGAGGCCUUACGUCGCUUGGCAAAACUUACAGAUGGCUAUUCAGGUUCUGAUCUCACAGCGUUAGCUAAGGAUGCUGCACUCGAACCGAUUCGUGAGCUUAAUAUGGAACAAGUAAAAUGUUUAGAUAUUAGCGCAAUGCGUCCGAUAACGGAAAAAGAUUUUCAUAAUUCACUAAAACGAAUUCGACGUUCCGUUGCAUCGCAAAGUUUGAACUCAUAUGAAAAAUGGUCACAAGAGUAUGGUGAUAUAACGAUUUAAGUAACUAAGAAAACGCGUUUCGUAGUUUGUGAAAGAAAACAACUUUCUCACUCGUUUCCCAAUCGCUUAAAUUAGUUGACUAAAAUAAAUUUAAAGAUGAAUUGCCGUAUUCCAAUGCUACUAUUAUAGUCACAUUAGUGCUUGAUGUACAUAUGACUUUGUAACAGAUUUAUUUGUCCCAUUAAUGUUUCUGCCUUAACAACUUUUCAUCUUUUCACCUCAUUAACUGAAUGUCGCAUUAGUAAUCAGCCGCUUUACGUUUGUAAUAAGAAUCAUUUACUUCUCAGUUGAAGCAGUGCACACACUUGGAAUACACAAAAUAUUAUCCACACAUAAAUAGUUAGGGGAUAUGAUUAAAAUGCAUUAGUAAAUUUCAGAGGAAAGUCCGAUGUUAAAACUCAUCUUUGGUCUAGUGAAGUGCAUUAUUGACUUUCAUUUUCAUUAAGAGAUAAAUAUUUAAUAUUAAAUACUCAAUGUUAAAAGCCAUUACGAUAUACACUGUGUCUUUUGAUAAAACUACUUGUUUGACUUUAGCAGGAAAAGUCUAAUCUUUCAUUAAACAAUUUAGUCGUACAAUUCAAGUUUUAUGAAGUUGGAUUCUUAACUUAAGUCUUAGAAUGGUUAAUGGUUUUUACAUUGCAUUAGAAUCCUGCAGUGUUUUGGCUGGAAAGGCAAGUUGUUUUGUCAAGAACGCAGAGAUAUGCCUACGCUCGUAUAUUAUUCGAACGCAACUUAGCGGCUGAGGUAACUUACUUGCGAAAAUACAAAGUUGUCUGUUCAAUAAUGAUGCAACUAUUAAUGCGGUUUAAGAGGAGUUAUAUAUUUCAUCAACAUAUUUCUCAGCAUUGAUGAGAUGACCCUGUUGCGGUUUCAAGUGAAUGAAAGUAUUACUAAAAUAAUUAAUUAACAGCCUGUAGUUUUAUUUGCACAAAUAUACGAAAUUAACGAAUAACGGGGCUAUAUUACAAACAUGAAAUCUAUAACGUACGUUUAAUAAUGUACGCUUAAGUAAUAAACACAUUUAACAAUUUAAUUACUAUAUCUUGUCACAUUCCUGAGAAAUUUCGCCUGUUCUAUGUACAUACACACAUACAUAUAUGAGUAUGCUUUUAUUAUAUCUAUGUUUAGCGAAUAUGUCGAUAUUAUUUAAUAAUUAUUAAUGCAGUUUUUAUUAAUAUUAUUUGUAUAUGUUUUCAAAUCGGAUUUUUGUAUACUUACGUCUACUUUGGAAGGCGAAUUAUAAUUAAAAACGUGA